This is a messenger RNA of Protopolystoma xenopodis, 1323 nucleotides long. The record is from the annotation of a GenBank genome assembly. NCBI's taxonomy places the organism in Eukaryota, Metazoa, Platyhelminthes, Monogenea, Polystomatidea, Polystomatidae.
UCAUAUUUUUCCUUUCCACAUAAUCCAGCUGCCAUCGCUAAGAUUCCUCCAUUCUUAGUAAAAAGGUUGCUUCAUCUUUGUCAGCUAUCUGCGAGCGCUCAACGUGCCUAUUCGAAUUGGCGUCAGGCCGACGAACUGGCUAAUACUCAUUGGAACAAUCAUCUUUUGCAACGGUCUCAGCCUUCUUCCAACUAUGAUCCUUCCCUUCAUCUUCCCGUCGAUCUAGAGGCCAGUCUGUUACUUGGCCGCGGUGCCUGGCUUUUCGGGCCGGACACAAGAACUGGCCUUCUUUUAGCCUAUAUUGACGGAGUUGUCGCUGCUCAUGAUUUAUUUGUGACUACACUUCAACGCCAUCACUCCGGGGCAUUAUCGCCCUCUUUGACUUUUGCAGCCACCGAUACUGAAUUUUCAGACAAUGCAUCACUACCUUUGCUCUUCUCUCCAACUGCCCUACUUCACUGCGCUUUAUCAGCCGGCCCCACUACUAAUACUCACGCCCCGAUCACUGACUCCUCCGAUCAAUCCCAUAUAACCAUCACUCAACUACCAGAAGUUGUUCCUGGUGCGUUGAAAGCUGCUUUAAUUGGCGAUAAGACACCUGAUUUUGUUGAAGCCCAAACAACAAAGGUUGCUGUCCUAUCACAACCUUCAACGAAAGAAUCAGUUAGGAAAAGACAUCGAUCUGACGAGAAACGUAACAAGGAAAUUGCGCACAAGGAGGUUGUCCAAGACGAGCGAUCCACUUCUAUCGAUCCUGUGCAGCAAGGUCCCGAUUCAGCUGUCGUAAUUCUCACUUCUAACUGUUCACCAAUUUGCAACACUCCUGAUGAUGCUCCUCUAAGUGCCACUCCUUCCGUCAUCCCAACCAAUCCAGUUUCAACAUUGCCAAGCAGCAGUCAAUACUCAUCUGGCAAGAUGCAAAUUGUUAAUAGCCGAAAUUCCUCUGUUAACAGGCCAGACAUCGGCACAUCUGCUGGAAAGGCGUCCGCAUCUGUUGAACUCACUGCCUUAUAUUCAAGCGAACUGGAUUCCGGCCCCAACAAGAAAAGCCCGAAAUUGGAUUCUGAGGAGGAAUCUUACAGAGUAGAGCAGAAGAAAAAAAAGAAGAAAAGCCGUGUUAAAGGGGAACACGCCAAAUUGGGUAGCAACGAUGCUGAUUCUGACAGUCAGAUGCUGACUAAAAAGCGGAAACGAAUAUCACUGGCAGAUUCUAUCUGCAGUCGCGGCCCCGAGGAGAUAAGCAGUCAAACUAAACUUGAGCACUCAGAUAUCAUUCAACCUUCAUCUAAUCAAAAUCAGCUCUCCUCUGCCUCAGAUUCACUU